AUGUCAGCACUUCGGAUCGCGGCGGUGUUGGCGGCCGUGGUCGCGGCGAGCGCGGGCGGCGGCGCGGCGCGGCCGCUGGUCGGGGGAGGCGGGGCGUGGGAGGACAGGGCGCCGCUGCAGACGUCGCGCCCGUUCAACAUCGCGCACCGGGGCUCCAACGGCGAGCUGCCCGAGGAGACGGCGGCGGCGUACGCUCGCGCCAUCGACGAGGGCGCCGACUUCAUCGAGGCGGACAUCGAGGCGACCAAGGACGGCCACCUCGUCUGCUUCCACGACACGACGCUCGACGACGUCACCGACGUCGCCGACCACCCGGAGUUCGCAGACCGCCGCCGCACGCUCGAGGUGCAGUGGGCCAAUGUCACCGGGUACUUCAUCACUGAUUUCACGCUGGCGGAGCUGAAGACGCUGAGGGCGAAGCAGAGAUGGGACUUCCGUGACAAGUCCCACAACGGCAUUUCGCCGAUCAUCACGUUCGACGAGUUCAUCGACAUCGCACUGAACGCCAAGAGAGUCGUCGGGAUCUACCCGGAGAUGAAGAACCCCGUGUUCAUGAACAAGCACGUGAAGUGGGCGGACGGGAAGAAGUACGAGGACAAGUUCAUGGCGACGCUGAAGAAGUACGGGUACGGCGGCAAGUACAUGUCACCGGCGUGGCUGGCCAAGCCGGUCUUCAUCCAGUCCUUCGCGCCAACGUCGCUCGUCCGUGCCGCGGACCUCACCGACUCGCCGCUCGUGUUCCUGGUCGACGACGUGACCGUCCGGACCGAGGACACCAACCAGUCGUACGACGAGAUCACCUCGGGCGAGUACCUGGACUACAUGAGACGCUACGUGGUGGGCAUCGGGCCGUGGAAGGACACGGUGGUGCCGCCGACCAAGGACAACCGGCUGGCGACGCCGACGGACCUCGUCGCCAUGGCGCACGCGCGGGGGCUGCAGGUGCACCCCUACACGUACCGCAACGAGAACAAGUUCCUGCACUUCAACUUCCGGCAGGACCCCUACGCCGAGUACGACUACUGGCUCAACGACGUUGGCGUCGACGGGCUCUUCACCGACUUCCCGGCCAGCCUCCGCCGGUUCCAGGAGUGGACCGCAAAGAAGAGGGACUGA
Messenger RNA from Phragmites australis (common reed), 1116 nucleotides. Its product is annotated as glycerophosphodiester phosphodiesterase GDPD6-like. Bases 1 to 1116 code for a protein of 371 amino acids. Lineage: Eukaryota; Viridiplantae; Streptophyta; Magnoliopsida; Poales; Poaceae. The transcript is spliced from 5 exons. The record is from RefSeq and is a predicted model, not a curated record. Gene Ontology annotation, molecular function: glycerophosphodiester phosphodiesterase activity. Gene Ontology annotation, biological process: lipid metabolic process.